AUGACCUUAGGAUUCCGUCAUGACACCCCAGCUUCAUCUCCUUACGGAUACACUGUAAAGUUGGCGAAAAAAUCGCGCCCUACUGGAGAGGUGAUAGAUAUGAAACGGGUAAAUCGAAAAAGCAAAGGCGCCGCUUGGUUUGUUUCACACUGUGGCACAGAAAGCAACCGAGAAGGAUACAUUAAGGACUUGCAGAGAAAUAUUCUUUAUUUUGUUGACAAAACUCCUUUUAGAUAUCACUUCUACAUCGCAUUCGAGAAUUCGAUAUGCAAAGACUAUGUCACAGAAAAACUUUGGAAUCAGGGAUAUGGACGUGAUAUUAUACCGAUUGUCUUGAGUAGAGCAGUAGUUGAAAAAGUUGUGCCUCCACGUUCAUUUAUUGCUGCUGACGACUUCAAUGACACCAAAGGCCUGGCUGACUAUCUUCACUACCUCAUGAAAAACAAAACCGCUUAUGCAGAAUAUUUUCAAUGGCGAAGGGAGUAUAAAGUUGUUUUCCUUGAUGGUAAUGUUCACGACGCACUGGAGCGACCGUGGGGAUUCUGUCAAAUCUGUCGACUUUUGUGGGAAAAACCUAGACCGCAUUUUUCCAUAGAAAACUUCGCCAAGUACUGGGGUGGAUCAUGCGAGAAAGAUGGAGAAUUGGUGAGAAGACUUGUCGGCAACAAACGGAAUUUAACAACAGGUACAAUAAAUUUUGACGUGGAAAGAACAUUAACCACCUUUCACAAAAAACAUAUUUGA
Molecule: messenger RNA, 744 nt
Organism: Strongylus vulgaris
Lineage: Eukaryota; Metazoa; Nematoda; Chromadorea; Rhabditida; Strongylidae
Source: the annotation of a GenBank genome assembly